Molecule: messenger RNA, 2359 nt
Organism: Papaver somniferum (opium poppy)
Lineage: Eukaryota; Viridiplantae; Streptophyta; Magnoliopsida; Ranunculales; Papaveraceae
Product: DNA ligase 1-like
Exons: 10
Coding region: 182-1573 (463 amino acids)
Source: RefSeq, a predicted model, not a curated record
UUCUUUUUACUCCUCCAGUUCUCAUAAACCCUAGAUAAAAACAUUCUGAAAUUGAAAUCCACCAGAAGAAGAUAGAAAUCGUCUCAAUCCUAUCACCUGAUUUUAUCCCCAAUUGUGCCUGUUAUCGUCUUCUUUGAGGUUUAUCUCUUUUGAUUACAUUAAGUCUUUGGUUCCUCCUGGAAUGGAUGAAGAGGUUAUACUGCAUAAGAGCGAAAAGAAGAAGCACAAGAGAAGCAAGGAGAAAGAGGCUUUGAGCUCAUCAGAAGUACCUACAGAAAAGAAGAAGCUCAACAGAAAAAAGGAAGUAGAGAUGGUAAAUACCUCGGAAGUACCUUCAGAGAAGAAGAAGAACAAGAAAAGCAAGGAGAAAGAGAUUCUAAGUACCUCUGAAGUACCGACAGAGAAGAAGAAGCACAGGAAAAGCAAGGAAAAGGAGGCUUUAAGUUCCUCAGAAUUACCUAUAGAUGUGGGAGGUGAGAAAAAAGUCAAGCGGUCUAGGGACAAAGAUGGUUUUCCUGAUAAUGGGAGAGAAGAAAGUGGUAAACGCAAAGAUAAGAAAGGCAAGGAAAAGGUUACGGAGUGCAGUGAUGUAGAAUGUGCAACUGAUCAAGCGGCUUCUAAAGGGAAGGAUCACAUUGAUGUGGGUGGUGAGCAAAAUAAUGAGAAUGCGAAGAAUGGGAAGGGUAAAAAUAAAAAAAGAGAGAAUGCAAAUGGAGGUGAUUCUGGAGAAAGCUGCAUUGAGAAAUCUGGUGCUAAGGCUGAAUCUGGUUCUUGUUCUUCUAAGAAGAGGAACAGAGAGGAGGAAGUGCUGGAUGUGGCGAUAGGAGAGGAGAAAAAGAAGAAGAAGAAAAAGACCAAAUUGGAUGCAAAUAUUGAAAAUACGAAAGCAAAUGUUGGAGAUGUUGAAACAGAAAACAAUUUUGGAAGGAUGAAUGAGCAUUUGAGGACCUCGUGUGCCAAAAGAGUAAAAUUUGCUAGUCAUGCAGAAGUCUUCCCUUCAUCUGAUGACCAAGAUGAUCGGGAGGAAAACCUAGGAAAUAGGUUGGUUCAAGGUAAGAGGUUCACGCAGAAAGAAGAUCAAAUAAUCAAAGAUGCUGUUCACAAGUAUAUAGAGGCACAUGAGUUGGAUAAGGAAGGCUUGGAUAUGAUUCUGAACUGCAGGAAACAUUCAAAAAUAAUCACAUGUUGGAAGGAAAUAGGGGCUGCCUUACCAUAUAGGCCUUACAAAGCAGUUUAUGAGAGAGGAGUUAUUUUGUUUGAGAGGUCAGAGUCACGUAAUUGGACUGAGGAUGAGAAAGCAGUUGUCUUAAAGUUUUAUGAAAAGCAUGGACCAGAUUGGAAAAGCUUGGCCCAGAUCCUUGGGAAAAAUCGACAUCAUGUGAGGGAUACAUGGCGUCGGAUAUCUCGCGCGGGUCUUAGAAAGGGUAAGUGGACUCAGACGGAGUAUCAGUCUUUGUUUCAUUUAGUAAACAAGGAUUUGAGAAUGCGUAUGUACGAGGAAAAAUCAUCGAAGCAUGGCCUGAUACGUGAUAAUAUCAGUUGGCUAGUGAUUAGUAGCCGUUUGACUACUUGAACAGACAUGACAUGCUGUACGAAAUGGUCCGUGUUAACAAUGUAUGACCAGUUAUCAUCAUCUAUGGUAAAAGAAGGUAAAUGGGCCGACACAGACGAUUAUCGAUUGCUGGAUGAACUUAUUAAGCUGGAUGCUUGCUGUAUUGAAGAUGUUGACUGGGAUAAUCUUCUUGAGCAUAGGUCUGGAAAUAUUUCUCUGAAACGUUGGAGACAGAUGGUAAAUCACAUAGGUACGCAUGGACUACAAUCUUUUGCAGAACAAGUAGAAGUGCUUGCCAAACGCUAUUGUCCUGAGCUACUUGAAGUCAGAGAAGCUCUCGACAGCAGACCUGUGGUUGAUUGAUGUGUGGAUGUGGAGCCGUGGGCUCAACAGGGAGGAUGACAGGAAGGUCAAGCCCAUAACAAAAAGACUAUUCUAUAGACUAAAUUGGUGCUUGUAAGUAUGUAUUUGAUUCUCAUAGUUCCCAAUGUUUGGAAGUAGUUAUGUACUUCAGGCACCUUACUCCCCGCAGUUGCAUAUGUAAUUUUAUGGAAGAGGGGCAUGGCCCUGGUUACCCAAAUUCUGUCAUUGAAUUCAAUGGCUAGGAAGGAGUGUGUAUCAUACAAUGAAUCUUCGCUUAACCCUCAUAGUACAUGGUAUGAACAGUGUUGCUGGGGAAAGCUUCCACCACCACCACCACGCCCCUGCAGCACCACUUGUAACCUAGACGCCAAUGUUCAGAUCUCUGUAAGGAGAGGUCAGGCACUGUGGAAUUAUUAACUAUAGCAAUCUUGGUGAUAGUUGCAU